AUGCAGUCACUGAGUCAGUUCCACCAGCUCCACCCACCCCACACCAUCCCAGCUCUUCCAGCUCUAGCCCAAGGCAACUCCACCUGCCACACACCAUCCCAGCUCUUCCAGCUCUUGCCCAACGCAAGAUUGCCAGCUCUUUCCAGCUCCACCUGCCACACACCAUCCCAGCUCUUCCAGCUCUUGCCCAAGGCAAGAUAG
Puccinia triticina is the source of this 201-nucleotide messenger RNA. RefSeq lists its product as uncharacterized. The record is from RefSeq and is a predicted model, not a curated record. The coding region runs from base 1 to 201 and encodes 66 amino acids. NCBI's taxonomy places the organism in Eukaryota, Fungi, Basidiomycota, Pucciniomycetes, Pucciniales, Pucciniaceae. The transcript has 2 exons.